This is a messenger RNA of Archocentrus centrarchus (flier cichlid), 2587 nucleotides long. RefSeq names its product solute carrier family 25 member 28 (gene slc25a28). The transcript has 4 exons. Gene Ontology annotation, molecular function: ferrous iron transmembrane transporter activity. NCBI's taxonomy places the organism in Eukaryota, Metazoa, Chordata, Actinopteri, Cichliformes, Cichlidae. Gene Ontology annotation, biological process: iron import into the mitochondrion. Bases 180 to 1361 code for a protein of 393 amino acids. The record is from RefSeq and is a predicted model, not a curated record. Gene Ontology annotation, cellular component: mitochondrial membrane.
UGUCCGUCACGGCCUCCCUAGCCUGGCUCCCGCGGCUGUCAGGGGUAGAGGAGGGGAGGGAAUGGUGUAGCAGGGAAGAAACCGUGAAAGCUCCCCAGGGGAAUGUAAAAGUUUAAGGCUGAGGUCUACGAUCAGCCGCGCACGCGAGCCACAAGACUUAACACAUCCCCUUGUUUCUCAUGGAAGCAGAUGGAUUUGUGAGGAGGCGUCGGAUGACAGCGGAGACUACAGGCAAUGAUCCCGGGGUUGCAGGAGCCUCUGCCGGGGCAGAAGUUCGAUGGCUGGGGGGCAGAUUUUGGGGAGUUUCGGAAAGUAUUGUGGCAAGCCUGACACCCCGGAUCGGAGGGGAAACCGAACUACAGACUGUUGAUUUACUCCGCAGUGCCCAAGAUGCACAAUCAGAGGACUGUGAACCGGACUAUGAGGGUUUGCCACAGGGAGCCUCCACUAGCACCCACAUGUUGGCUGGAGCUGUGGCCGGGAUCAUGGAGCACUGCCUCAUGUUCCCCAUCGACUGUGUUAAGACACGAAUGCAGAGUCUCCAGCCCGACCCCGCGGCCCGUUACAGGAAUGUGAUGGAUGCUCUUCGCCGGAUUGUAGCCACAGAGGGAAUCUGGCGGCCAUUGAGAGGCCUGAAUGCAACAGCCAUUGGGGCAGGACCUGCCCAUGCCCUCUAUUUUGCCAGCUAUGAGAAAAUCAAAAAGACUCUAAGUGAUGUGAUUCAUCCAGGGGCUAACAGCCAUUUGGCUAAUGGAGCAGCUGGGUGUGUGGCCACACUGCUUCACGAUGCAGCCAUGAACCCAGCUGAAGUUGUGAAGCAGCGAAUGCAGAUGUAUAACUCGCCCUAUCGUGGCGUGUUGGACUGUGUACGUGCAGUGUGGCAGAAAGAGGGCCCUUCUGCAUUCUACCGCAGCUACACCACCCAGCUCACCAUGAACGUGCCCUUCCAGGCUCUCCACUUCAUGACCUACGAGUACCUUCAGGAGCUGUUAAACCCACACAGACAGUACAAUCCCUCAUCGCACAUGUUGUCCGGGGCUUUGGCCGGAGCGAUUGCAGCCGCGGCCACCACACCUCUGGAUGUCUGCAAGACCCUGCUCAACACCCAGGAGUCUCUCACUCUCAGCUCCCUGUCUUCUGGUCAAGGAGCCCACAGACAUAUCUCAGGCCUGGCCCAUGCCUUCCGGACAGUAUACAGGCUGGGCGGCCUGCGGGGCUUCUUCAAGGGAGUCCAAGCGAGGGUCAUCUACCAGAUGCCCUCAACAGCCAUCAGCUGGUCAGUCUAUGAGUUCUUCAAGUAUGGACUCACCAAGCACCAGCACAGCAAGAGGAGAACACAAAAAAUGGAGGCUGAGAUGUAGGUGUCUUCUUAGUUUAAUCCACUCUCGGCUCUUCCUGCGAAAUUAAUGUGCACAUAGUAUCUGACUAAAAUCCACUUCAGCUGUCCCAAUCCCUGUCAGACAUGGCAGAUAAGAAAGAUGUCCUCGAAGGCAGUUUGAGUAGAUAUAUUUCUUUACCAUUCAAGAAUAGAUAUGGUUUAAGUCAUAGGACAACACAUUGAUGCAGCAUUAUAGAACUAGUUGACCUCCGUUUUUUUCAAGCUGAAGCUGUAAGAAGUUUUAAGCUGUAAAAGUAGCCAGCAGAGGGCAGUAGUGUUACUUUGUUAACUAUUGUAGUUUUGUAGCUUUACUGUCCCAGGACCAGAUUUUUAUUUUUUCCCAUCCAAAGUUUGAGUUUGCAAAUAGCUGACUCCUUAUCCAGAUCCCUCAUGACAGAUGGAGCAUUCAGUCCUUAAUUUGGUAUCUUUAAGGAAUCAACUUGAAUAGAGAAUAUCUACAUUUAUUUCCUGAAAUGUGUCACUGUCCAGAAAUCUUUAGACAAAAAAUCAAACUUGGUCAACACCGCAACUCAAGUUGAGAGAAAGUCUAGUUUUUUUGGUUUUAUAUAUAAUUAAACUUGAAACAUUGACGACUUCAGAUUAAGAAAGAACAUCUUAGUUUAAACUGAUUGAGGCUUCCCUUUUGCUUUGCAGGCAAAGUAAAUAAAUAUGAUUAACCUACUUUUUGUUUUUCAAAUGCCCAUGUUUAAGACAGUUAUCUAUGAUGUAAUAAGGCAGAAAACUACCAAUUUUUAGAUACUCCCAGGUAUCUGAGUUAAGUGUUUAAUUAAUUUUUCUUGAUUUUGAUUCCUUAAAUCAUAUUUUAUGUCCAUAAAAUGUUACUUUUUCCCUACUUCUGUGAUUAGUCACAGUUAACCCCUUUGGCACAGGAGACAAGGACAGCUUAAAAAAAAAAACAAAAACAAAAAACAGGCCUUUGUGUGCAUCAGCUGUCACUAACAGUCUGUUUUCAGCUUGUAAACAACAGAGUUUCAUUGUUUGCAUUCAACAGCAAAGGCUGUGUAUAUUAUACUGUAUCCAAAAGACUCUCAAGAGCCUACUUCUGCAUCUGUACCCACACUUAAAUGGAAGCUGUCAUUCUUAUAGAUUGAUGUCUGAUUGUUUCUGGCACUGAAUUGCACUUGUGAAAUAAAGACCCAGCAGAAGGGCUCUAUUCACUGCUAUUAAAAGGUGGAGAGCCCAACUUUC